Messenger RNA from Cornus florida, 420 nucleotides. RefSeq lists its product as uncharacterized. The transcript has a single exon. NCBI's taxonomy places the organism in Eukaryota, Viridiplantae, Streptophyta, Magnoliopsida, Cornales, Cornaceae. The coding region runs from base 1 to 420 and encodes 139 amino acids. The record is from RefSeq and is a predicted model, not a curated record.
AUGGGAAGGGAAAGUAGUGAUCAACAACACACAGUCAUUCAUUCCUCUAUUGCAUUGUUGCAAGAGAGGUUUAGGCAAUUGGAGAGAAUGAAGGAGAUGAGAGAGGAGAGAGAGCUAAUGAGAAUGAUUUCGGAGUCUCAUGACCAACAACAAUAUUCUUCUAGUCCCACCAUGCAUUAUGAGCCGUCAUCAUCCAGCUUCUUCUUCCACUCUGAGUUGAUUCUUCCUCCUAGAGUAGUACCACCUGUCCAAGUUUCUCUCUCCCUUUGGCCAAACUCCCAGAGCAAAUGCAGCGAUUUCCGGGGCCUUGAUCAGACUGCAAUGAAGACAUGGCCCACUGACACCCCUUUGGUUCGAGCCUCGCCUGUCAAGAGUACUCAGGACUCUGAUUCUGAUGUUGAUACUUCUCUGCAUCUAUGA